Puccinia triticina is the source of this 735-nucleotide messenger RNA. RefSeq lists its product as uncharacterized. NCBI's taxonomy places the organism in Eukaryota, Fungi, Basidiomycota, Pucciniomycetes, Pucciniales, Pucciniaceae. Gene Ontology annotation, biological process: regulation of signal transduction. The record is from RefSeq and is a predicted model, not a curated record. The coding region runs from base 1 to 735 and encodes 244 amino acids. The transcript is spliced from 6 exons. Gene Ontology annotation, molecular function: protein phosphatase inhibitor activity.
AUGGCCGAAACCGAAUCGAGUGCUCACACUGCCCGGUCGGCGCUCAUGACCAACAGAGCCAAUUCUACCUCGGUCCUCUCACCCAAAGGUAUCCUGAAGAACAAAAUCGGCCCACAGGAGUCUCGCUCACCCCACUUAACAUGGGAUGAACCAAACUUGGCGUUGAACGAUCUUAAUCGAGAUUCCACGAUGAAGAUCACCGAACCUAAGACUCCAUUUGUUCGCUACAAUGCAGAAACUGAUGAGGUGAUGGAUCUGGAAUCUAUUCCUGAUUUCGAUCUCGGUCGCGCGUCAUCGUCCUCAUCAUCUUCCCAUCAAGCCUCCGCUAUCCAUGAAGAACCGAUGGCCACAGACGAAGAUCAAUCCCAAAACCCAUCAUCAUCCAUGCGUCGCUUUUCAUCCUCAUCAUCCCGACGUGGUUCAGGGUCUACUGAAAGAAGACAAGUGCUGGUUCAGCCCCCAGUCGGCCCAUCAUCCACUGCCGGUGACGAUGCAUUAGAUGAUGAGGAGGAUGGGGCGGAUCUGGACCCGGAUGCUCGGGCAAAACAUGAUGCGUUUCUUCGAGCUAGAAAGGGUCACUACGGUAACGAGGCUGAGGCGAUGAAGAAAGCUCGUGAACUGGCUGAAAAAGAAGAGAUCGAAAGCGAAGCCACCGUCGAAUCUACCGCUGAAUCUGACCAAUUAAGCGAUUCAUCCAACUCUGAGGUAGUCCCUGCGGUCCCCAAUGGGGUCUAA